UGUUAGCUAAUAGCUGCCGAAAGUUGUAUAACGAGGAAAACACAGAAGGACACUGCUCCGGAGAGAAAACUUUAUUAGGUCAUCUAAAUCCAGGGGGUUUGUUCACAUACAUAAACCUCUUUGUAUAUAUUUUCUGUUUUAUUUCCAGUCGUCAUCUAGUAUAAAAUGUUUUCACUUACGACGUCGUUUCAGCCACAGCAGAUGAUAGUGCCUCUCAGCCAGCUCAUCAAUGCCCUCAACUCCCUGAAGAACUCUGUCACAGGUUCUGCCAGGGUGCUGCACAAAGACUUCCCUGCAGAGCACAGUUCAUUUCUCAGAGAGCCCAUUGUGAGUCUGAAGGAUCUGGGUCUAUCAGAUAUCGGGGUGAAUCAGUUGGAUGAGCUGGUGAGCAGGUUGCUGCCUGUAGCAGUACCAGAGGGACCCCCAACUCUUCCCUCUAUAUGGAGGACAAGUCACGUCUCUGGAGACAGCUUCUUCCACAACAAGCAUGGCGUUUCUCAACAAAGACUAGGAGUUUUUGGUUCCCCAGUAUUCCACAGACAAUACCACAGUCCGUUGAAAGAUGUUUGCUCUCAGUUACAGUUCUUGCCAGUUUGGGUCCAGAGUCGAGGAUUUAAGACUCUCAGAUCAAGACCUAGACGCACACAGACCAGCAACGAUGAAUCAGUGGACUCAGAGCAGUACACCCCAACUUUAAUGAGGGGUUUGUUCAUGAAGGAUAAAGAGCCAGAAAUUCACUCUAUGGAGCAAGUGAUUCAACAAAAGAACCUUCCAGAAAAUCAGCAGGAGGCCUUCAAGACAGGUUUCACCGAGGGCUUCAUGAGGUCUCAGGCCUACACUCAAAAAGCACAAGAUUCACUAAGGAGAACCAGGAUGAUCCUCUUGGCUCUUCUCCUUAUUGGUACUUUUGCUCUGUCCAAAACCUCCUUUCUCUCGGUGAGGUUCCGCACCAGGUCCGGUUUCGAUGCGGCACUCGACCCCAUCCAGAUGAAGAAUGUGACAUUUGAUCAUGUCAAAGGAGUGGAGGAGGCCAAGAAUGAACUGCAGGACGUGGUUGAGUUUCUCAAGAACCCACAGAAAUUCACUGUUCUGGGUGGAAAGCUGCCUAAAGGAAUCCUCCUCGUGGGUCCUCCAGGAACAGGAAAAACUCUUUUAGCACGAGCCGUGGCUGGAGAGGCCGACGUGCCUUUCUACUACGCCUCUGGAUCAGAGUUUGAUGAGAUGUUUGUGGGCAUCGGUGCGAGCCGUAUCAGAAAUCUGUUCAAGGAAGCCAAAGCUACUGCUCCGUGUGUCAUCUUCAUUGACGAGUUGGACAGCGUCGGAGGGAAGAGGAUCGAGUCACCCAUGCAUCCUUACGCCAGACAAACCAUUAACCAGCUGCUGGCAGAGAUGGACGGAUUUAAACCAAAUGAAGGAGUCAUUGUUAUUGGUGCCACUAACUUUGCUGAGGCUCUGGAUAACGCUCUGGUGCGACCUGGGAGGUUUGACAUGCAGGUGACCGUCCCGCGUCCAGAUGUGAAGGGACGCACGGAGAUUCUCAACUGGUACCUGUCCAAGAUUAAAGUGGACAGUACCGUGGAAGCGGAAAUCAUUGCCCGAGGCACAGUGGGGUUCUCGGGGGCAGAGCUCGAGAAUCUGGUCAACCAGGCCGCCCUGAAGGCAGCCAUGGACGGGAAAGAGAUGGUCACUAUGAAAGAUCUGGAGUUCGCAAAGGACAAGAUCCUCAUGGCCCCUGGGUGGAAGACCGUUGUAAUUGAUAAACAGAACAAGACCAUCACGGCCUACCAUGAGUCUGGCCAUGCUAUAGUUGCGUACUACACCAAGGAUGCAAUGCCAAUCAACAAGGCAACAAUUAUGCCGAGGGGACCAACCCUGGGUCAUGUGUCCAUGCUCCCAGAGGACGACCGCUGGUCUGAGACACGGGCACAGCUUCUGGCUCAGAUGGACGUCAGUAUGGGCGGUCGAGUGGCAGAGGAGCUCAUCUUUGGAGACGACAACAUCACCACGGGAGCCUCCAAUGACUUUGAUGGUGCAACCAGGAUAGCCAAAAUGAUGGUGACCAAGUUUGGAAUGAGUGACAAGCUUGGCGUGAUGACCUACGGCGAUGUAACCAAACAGAGCCCCGAGACGCAGGCCGCCAUCGAACAGGAAGUGAGAGUGUUACUCCAGGAUUCUUACGAUCGUGCCAAGAACCUCCUGAAGAAGUACAGCAAGGAGCACAAGACGCUGGCCGACGCCCUGCUGACACACGAAACCCUGGAUGCCAAAGAGAUCCAGAUGGUGCUGGAAGGCAAAUCGCUGGACCACUGAGAUACCUCACUAGACAUUUUAGACCCUUGUAUCCUUGUGUAUGUGUAUAUACACGUAUAUAUGUACUUACAUAUAUAUCUAUAUAUACAUACACAUGUUUGUGUACAUUUACAUAUAUAAAUAUAUAGAACAUUUUGUAAAUGAGCCUCACUCUUUUGAAGGUGCUGGAUUUGUUCUGUCCUCAGUAUCGGUGUCAACAGGAAACCGUAUUUUCUGUCAGACCAAUGAUAUUAAGUUAUUUUUUUAUCCAUUCUCAUUUGACCGUUUCCCAGCAGAGAGGACUCUGAGGAUCAAUGCCACUUUCAAGGUUUUCAGUCAAACUGCUCCUUUGAGUAUAUUGAGCGGCAGGUAGAUACAGAUCAUUCUAAACUGUGAAUACUAAUUUUCUUUUUUAAAUCCAUUCACAAAAAACUGUUCAGUGUUUUGUUUUCCUUCAUGGGAUGUAAAUUAUGACCACGUCAACUGUAUGUUUGUUUUAUUUAUUACUCACCUGGCCAGCAGUGUGUCCCGUUUCAUGAAAUCAGUCACAAUGAACUGUCCUGUAAAUGAGUGGUGAUGAAGUGUAAAUACUGGAGUGUCACAAAGGCUUUCUGAAAGCUCUAAUAAAGGUUUCUCAUACAACA
Molecule: messenger RNA, 2933 nt
Organism: Cynoglossus semilaevis (tongue sole)
Lineage: Eukaryota; Metazoa; Chordata; Actinopteri; Pleuronectiformes; Cynoglossidae
Product: ATP-dependent zinc metalloprotease YME1L1
Exons: 18
Coding region: 166-2310 (714 amino acids)
Biological process (GO): mitochondrion organization; protein quality control for misfolded or incompletely synthesized proteins
Cellular component (GO): mitochondrial inner membrane
Molecular function (GO): ATP hydrolysis activity; ATP binding; ATP-dependent peptidase activity
Source: RefSeq, a predicted model, not a curated record